GCCGAGACAUCACGUGGCGAGGCGGUACCUUCUGUGUCAGAGGGUGUCACACCGGCAGCCCCCAUGCUCCGUACGUGCAUCAUGUAGAGGCCUUGGGACCUCAAGACACUCCGCGGGCCGGGGAUGUGUCCGUGGAGGAGCAUGAUGUUGACCAAAAUUUGAAUUUGGUUCCGAAUGUAUUGUCGGAGGAGACGUCGGGUGGUGCGGGGCAUGAUACAAUGUGUGGAGCCACAUCGAAGGGGAAGGCUCCCCUACUCAUUGUGAACCCUCUGGACGUCAUUCGCUCGAGGAAGCGGAGGUUCGACCCUACUACAGACCCUGUAAAGUCGGCCGAGACUUCGCGUGGCAAGGUGGUACCAUUCGUGUCGGAAGGUGUCGCACCUGCAGCCCCCGAUGCCCCACACAUGCGUCGUGCCGAGGUCUCGGGACCACAAGACGCUCCGUGGGCCAGCGAUGUGUCCGUGGAGGACCAUGAUGUGAACAAAAAUUUGAUUUUGGGUCCUAAUGUAUGGCCGAAGGAGACGUCAGGUGCUGCGGGGCUUGAUACAAUGCAUGGAGGCACAUUGAAUGAGUCUGCCGAGACUUCAUGUGGUGAAGCGGUACCUUCUGUAUCGGAGGGUGUCACUCCUGUAGCCCCCGGUGCUCCGUACGUGCAUCAUGUCGAGGUCUUGGGACCUCAAGACACUCCGCGGGCCAGGGAUGUGUCCGUGGAGGACCAUGACGUUGACCAAAUUUUGAAUUUUGGCCCUAAUGUACUACCGGAGGAGACGUCUGGUGGUGCGGGUGUUGGUGGCGAAGACCGCUGCUUGGUGGUUACGGACCACAUACUCGGGAAACAUCCCACGGAGGAGUUGAGUGCGUGGUCACGUUUCUGCGCCUCCGUCGAGUUAGGAGGGGUCUUAGAGGCCGACUUUUUUCUGAACACAAUAGGGAUCAUCGCUAAAUCCAUGCGCGAAUGA
This is a messenger RNA of Zea mays, 959 nucleotides long. RefSeq lists its product as uncharacterized. The transcript is spliced from 6 exons. The record is from RefSeq and is a predicted model, not a curated record. The coding region runs from base 219 to 959 and encodes 246 amino acids. Lineage: Eukaryota; Viridiplantae; Streptophyta; Magnoliopsida; Poales; Poaceae.